AUGCCCUCCGCACGAAGACCAACGAGGCCUUGGCGGCGGACGAGCUCGGCUUUAGAGGACCCAUCAUCCCUCUCAGUGAGGGACAGCUGCACCAGACCAUUCGAGAGAGAGAGAGAGAGAGAGAGAGAGAGAGAGAGAGAGAGAGAGAGAGAGAGAGAGAGAGAGGGAGAGAGAGAGGGAGAGAGAGAGAGAGAGAGAGAGAGAGAGAGAGAGAGAGAGAGAGAGAGAGAGAGAGAGAGAGAGAGAGAAGGCCCAGCACCGACUGCACCAACGGCGUUGCGACUGCCGCUUCCGCACGACCUUCCCUGA
Messenger RNA from Closterium sp. NIES-65, 309 nucleotides. The record is from the annotation of a GenBank genome assembly. Lineage: Eukaryota; Viridiplantae; Streptophyta; Zygnematophyceae; Desmidiales; Closteriaceae.